AUGGAAACUUCAAUUGUUCGUUUUAGAAGUGCAAGUUUUUGGAGAAAAGGAGCCAAUUUUAGCUUCUUCCACAUCCCACCAAGUGUAUUACCAUGGCCUUUUGUUAAGAGAUUUGACAUCGUAUAUCAAAAUCUUGGUAAUUGGUCAUCAAAAUACUAUGAUGUUCCAAAUUACACAUUUAUAACUCCUGUCAUAGGCUUUUUAGCAUAUGAUGCAAAUAGAAGCGGAGAAAAUUAUGGAAUGGUUGAGCUCAACAUUAUGGCAAAUCACAUUUUGGUUCAUUUUCCACACAUAUAUAUGCCACAAGACCACAACAAGAAUGUGGCAAUGAAAUGUGUUAGAUUUGUCACAAAUGGAAGCAUAGAGUUCAGCAAUGUAACGAUGAAUAACUCGUGUAUAUCGCGAGGACAAGGUCAUUUCUCCAUAGUUAUUCCUUCAUUGAAACCAGAGGAGGAGGAAAAGAAAAGAUGGCAAUGGAAAUGGUGGGUAAUAGGAUUUGGAGUAGGAGUUGUUGGAUUAAUAUGGUUGAUUGUGAUUGGAAUUUUGGUAUAUAAAUGUGUUAGGCUAAAAAAGAGGAAAAAAAUGGAGAGACAAUCUGAAAAAAGUGAGGCUUUGGACACAGUUUGGGUUGGGAAUAGCAGAAUGCCUUCUGCUUCAGGUAUCAGAACUCAACCAGUUCUUGAAAAUAGUUAUGUUCCUUGA
This is a messenger RNA of Nicotiana tabacum (common tobacco), 702 nucleotides long. RefSeq lists its product as uncharacterized. NCBI's taxonomy places the organism in Eukaryota, Viridiplantae, Streptophyta, Magnoliopsida, Solanales, Solanaceae. Gene Ontology annotation, cellular component: membrane. The record is from RefSeq and is a predicted model, not a curated record.